Messenger RNA from Sparassis crispa, 234 nucleotides. RefSeq lists its product as hypothetical. The coding region runs from base 1 to 234 and encodes 77 amino acids. The transcript is spliced from 4 exons. The record is from RefSeq and is a predicted model, not a curated record. Lineage: Eukaryota; Fungi; Basidiomycota; Agaricomycetes; Polyporales; Sparassidaceae.
AUGUGCGAAGAGUACGCAUCGCUUCUGGGCACCAACCGACUGAACGCGCCCCAAGAAUUCAAGCUUCUUCCGGUAGAUGCAUGUUGCAUGCGGUGCAAGGGUUCCAUGCCCGGACUGAGCUAUUAUGGAAUCCUGAAUAAAUCUUCGAAGUGGUGUGCGUUUGACCAUUUCUGUACUAGCAACCGCUACAAACAAACGCUCCGCGCCCCAGGAGGAAUGAGCGACCGAGUGUAA